This is a messenger RNA of Melanotaenia boesemani (Boeseman's rainbowfish), 2475 nucleotides long. RefSeq names its product hemicentin-1-like. NCBI's taxonomy places the organism in Eukaryota, Metazoa, Chordata, Actinopteri, Atheriniformes, Melanotaeniidae. The transcript is spliced from 12 exons. The record is from RefSeq and is a predicted model, not a curated record. Gene Ontology annotation, molecular function: cell adhesion molecule binding. Gene Ontology annotation, cellular component: cell-cell junction. The coding region runs from base 9 to 2045 and encodes 678 amino acids. Gene Ontology annotation, biological process: cell-cell adhesion.
ACACAUCCAUGAUUAUUAAAUAUGAAAAUACUACAAAAAAAAGAGAAAAAAAAUUGCAUAAUGAGGGAAGAGACAGAAAAGGGAAGAGAGCAAGAGUUGUUCACACAGAAGAAAUGAGACAGCACGACAAGACACUCAGAAUGUUUUUCGUCAUCUGGGUAGUUCUGCUUUUCAAAAUGAGGAGCAUCAGUCCAAACUCAGACGGACAGCAGACCACUGAGCCUGAACUCCAUCCUGAGGAUUACUCUAGCAGUGAACCAGGAGAGGUCACAGGAAACACCACAGAGAAUCCAGGACAAACCUCAACUUUUAUCCCUUCAUCCAAACAUGAAAAUGCUACAGUUACAUGUGAAGCCAACUGCCCAAAUAACCUGACUGUAGAGGAAGCAGCAUCUCACAAUGCAACUGACGUGAAGAGAUUUGAGCGUCUGAGUAACACCAUUACACAAGAAGUAAACAGAAACUUUACAAAUGCAAAGCAACCUGAGAUCACCGGAAAGACAACAGUCACUGAGAGUGGUGCUCUGAAUCUGACCUGCACUGUUGAUGCUUAUCUUCCAUCUGUGAAAUCCUGGGCUACACAUCUCAUGAACAGAACCUUCAUAAACGAAACUGGAAUAUCCACUCUCGUCAUUCACAACGUGUCAGCAGAGCACUCUGGACUGUACAUCUGUACAGCAAAAUAUCUCAACAACACCCUGACACAUGACCUGAAUGUAACUGUGAUAUAUGCAAAGCAACCAGAGAUCACUGGAAACACGAACAUCAGUGAGGUUCUGAAUCUGACCUGCACUGUUGAUAGUUUUCCUCCAUCUGUGAUCACAUGGACUAGAUUUGUUAAGAACAAAACACAGUUUAAUGAAACUGAAUCUGAAGCUGGAGCAUCCACUCUUGUCAUCCACAACGUGACGGUAGAGCACUCAGGACAGUACAUCUGUACAGCAAAAUAUGUCAACAACACCCUGACGCAAGACAUGAAUGUAACUCAGAUAAACUGGAAGAGGCCUGAAAUCACUGGCAAGAGAGAUGUUACAGAAGGAAAUGUCCUCAAUCUAACCUGCACCGCUGACAGCUGGCCUCCAUCUUAUAUCACCUGGAGUAAACUGGGAUUUAACUUCACCUUGAACAACGGCACCGGAGCAGCCUCACUGGUCAUCUAUAAUGUAACAGCAGAUGACUCUGGACAGUACAUCUGCUCAGCCAACCGUCCGAAUAAAAUCCUGACACAAGAUGUGAAUGUAACUGUGAAAUUGCUGCCAAAGAUCCUCAAUAACUCUAGAUGUGAGGCCGAGUCAGAUGUCCUGACCUGUGUGUGUGUCAGUCAGGGGAUUCCUUUGCCCACCAUUAAAUGGCCGCUUUUGGACAACCACACUGAGUACUCGUACAACACUGCUGUGUCGAACCACACAGUCACAAACACCAUCACUCUGACGGUGAAAGACCACAGCAGAUCUUCAGCUGUGUGCGUCAGCAGCAAUGGAAACGGAGAAACUAAAAAGGAACUCAUAAUAAACAAAGUUAAAAAAGAAGGUCAGUCCAUCAUAUCUUUAAGCAGUGUUACUCAGCCAGGAAUCAUCAUUUCAUUUUUGAUCGGCGUGCUGCUUUCAGCAGUGGUUUUCGGUUUGGUCAAGCUGUGCUGCAGUAAAAACAGGAAAAAACGGAAGACUUAUGGAAAUCUGGUGGAGGCACAGGAGAUGGUGACAAGUCAACACAAAUCACAGAUUAAUAAUAGUGAAGCAGUGGAAUAUGCCAAAGUCCAGACCAAAAGGACAGCUGAAGAAGCUGAGGCAGCAGGAAGCUCGGAUGUAGAGUACUCUGAUGUUAAUGUGUUGCUGUCUGAAAGACGGAUUCUAGGUAAAGCAGAACAGAAACAAGGCAACUCAGCCCCAGAGUAUGCUGAAAUUAACAAGCUAAAAAAAAGGAAAAAGUCAAAGGAAUUUGGAGACCGCAAAGAGGAGGAGGGGCUAAAAUGCUGUGAAGAAGACAAGGGAAGCGAUGAUGGAGCAGUCUAUUCCAAUGUGAUGGGACUAAUGGAACAGGUUUAAUAGACUUUCGAUAAAUCAGCUUAAGGAUAAAGUUAUUUUUGUAAUAAAUUCUAAUGUAUUGAUUUCUUAAUGUGAGAUAUCCCUGCAUAAAGCUCUACAAAGCUUAUAUUCUAUUGGUUUCAUUGCAGUCUUAGUUUCUAGUCUUUUCUUUUUCUUAGUUUUAUUUUGUUUUACUUAGUAUUUAUCCCCUUCUGUAUUCUUCUGAAUUCACGGAUCACUUGAACAGCAUUGACAACACCUGGAACACAAAAAUUCACACACGAGGAGGAAACAAACAGAACCAUAGGCCUACCUUUCUUGGACACAACAGGACAAGACUAUAAAAAAUGUUUAGGGUGUGUUGGGUGGUUGGAAACAACGUUCUUUGCACUGGCAUUUGAACAAAACUGAGCUUGACAUUCGCGUGUUUUAUUAUUUAAUUUUAUUCUAG